AGCGCGCCCGCAGCCACCGCAUCGCUGCAGCCGCCGCUCCGGGUACUGCCCUGCGCUGCCCCGCGCCCUUCCGGCUACUGCCCUGUUCUGCUCUGCCCCGCACCGUUCCGGGUACUGCCUUGUUCUCCUCUGCCCCGCACCGCUCCAGUCGCCGUCUCCGCUCCCAGUCCCGGUGUUGGUCCUGCUCCGUGCCGUCGCCAUGCCGUUCCUGGGGCAGGACUGGCGCUCCCCCGGGCAGAGCUGGGUGAAGACGGCCGACGGCUGGACGCGCUUCCUGGACGAGAAGAGCGGCGGCUUCGUGGGCGACAUCAGCAGCUUUUGUAAAAAAGAUGAUCACAACAAAGAGAAUCUCUUCAACAGCAUAAACUAUGAUGUUGCUGCCAAGAAGAGAAAAAAAGAUCUGCUGAAUAACAAAGCCAAGACUCAAUACUUCCACCAGGAAAAGUGGAUCUAUGUUCACAAGGGAAGCACAAAAGAGCGCCAUGGUUACUGCACCUUGGGAGAAGCCUUCAACCGGCUUGACUUCUCCAGUGCUAUCCUGGAUUCCAGGCGAUUCAACUACGUCGUGAGGCUGUUGGAGCUGAUAGCAAAGUCUCAGCUGACGUCACUGAGUGGCAUUGCCCAGAAAAACUACAUGAACAUUUUGGAAAAAGUGGUUCAGAAAGUCCUUGAAGAUCAGCAGAACAUUAGACUAAUAAGAGAAUUGCUGCAGACCCUCUACACAUCCCUCUGCACAUUAGUUCAACGGGUCGGCAAGUCUGUCCUGGUUGGAAACAUCAACAUGUGGGUGCACAGGAUGGAGAGCAUUCUUCACUGGCAGCAGCAACUGAACAACAUUCAGAUCACCAGGCCUGCCUUUAAAGGAACCACUCUGACCGACCUGCCGUUGUGUUUACAAUUGAACAUCAUGCAGCGACUGAGCGAUGGGAGGGACCUGGUUAGCCUGGGUCAGGUGGCUCCUGACCUCCAAGUGCUCAGUGAAGACAGGCUGCUGUGGAAGAAACUGUGUCAGUACCACUUCACGGACAGACAGAUUCGCAAACGUCUGAUCUUAUCUGACAAAGGACAGCUGGAUUGGAAAAAAAUGUACUUCAAGCUCAUAAGGUGUUACCCACGGAAGGAGCAGUAUGGUGACACACUGCAACUGUGCAGGCACUGCCACAUCCUUUCCUGGAAGGGUACUGAUCACCCCUGCACAGCCAACAACCCAGAGACUUGCUCCACCUCUCUUUCACCACAAGAGUUUAUCAACUUGUUCAGGUUCUGAACUUGGGUCAGCGCAGCUUAUGCAAUUCCUACAGGACACUGUCACAGAGCUUGGACACUCCAUUUGUAAAUAGUGUAAAUAUUCAUGUUUGCUUGAAGCUCCUGAGUCAAGGAACAAGAGGAUCUCGGAGAAGAAAGGUGAAGUUGCUCACUGACAAGCAGCACUUAAGGAAUACAGACUUCCAUAAGAAUGGUGUAUAAAUACAGCAUGUUGUACAGAGUCCCUUUUUUAUCAUCAGAGUACAAGAUACAGGGCAAAAAGACCUUCAUUUUUUGUUUUUAGAAGUUAAAAAUGAAUUUGCCCCGCAUCCAUUUGAGAACUCUCUUGGUUUGUUUCUAAUAGAGAGAAAGCAAUAUGAGGCUAGGACUGUUGAACUGUUCCUCCAUCUGGUUUUAUUUAGCAUACAUAUUUAUAAGUAUGACAUUUCAGAAAUAUUUAUGAAAAAUAUCCCUGUGACAAGUUUAAUAAUACUUUUGUGUUUUUAAAAGGACACAUUCUGAAGUACUUAGGAUAGAAAUCUAGCCUA
Passer domesticus (house sparrow) is the source of this 1793-nucleotide messenger RNA. RefSeq names its product F-box protein 32 (gene FBXO32). The record is from RefSeq and is a predicted model, not a curated record. NCBI's taxonomy places the organism in Eukaryota, Metazoa, Chordata, Aves, Passeriformes, Passeridae. The transcript is spliced from 9 exons. Gene Ontology annotation, molecular function: protein binding. Gene Ontology annotation, biological process: protein ubiquitination. Gene Ontology annotation, cellular component: cytoplasm; nucleus; SCF ubiquitin ligase complex. The coding region runs from base 200 to 1267 and encodes 355 amino acids.